UCAUCAUUCCAGGUGGGUGGGUGGGCAAGUGCAUCACUAGUUGACACGACAGGUAGUUUCGUCAUCAUUAUUUGUAUGCUCUGUGCAUCGUACUAUGACGUCAGUUAACAAGAAUGGAAUACAAUAUCAAAUAAGUAGUGAAGAGUUGGCUAACCAUUAUUUUAAACACAUUAAUAUUUGCCGGUGUGACACACAAAAGUGUCAAUUAAUUGGAAGAGACAGUCAGUCGAAGAGGAACGUUCCACCAAUGUUGAAGAAAAUACUGCAGAAUGAUGUACAGCUUACAAAGAAACUUGUUGAAUCUGCAACAAGGGUUACAUGGACAAGAUCACUACGCAAUCAUUCAAAACUAUUUGAGGUGUCUUGCCAUGGCAUUGUGUGGUUGGCAGCCUGGCUCACAUUUAUCUGGUUAUUUAACAAGCCAGACCUCUAUCAGUUGCAAGUUAAUAUGCUCAUAGCACUCAUCUUGGACAUCAUAGUCAUAGCUGUACUGAAGGCAUUUGUCCGUCGCCGGCGACCGGUGCCUAUGAACAAGCUGCUAGAAGUUGGACCAGACAAGUUUUCCUUCCCGUCUGGACAUGCAAGCCGAGCCUGUAUGGUGGCUACUAUCCUUAUAUUUAAUGAAAUUCCCAUCUUCUGUCUCCCACCUCUUCUUGCAUGGGUAACUACAGUGUGUCUCACUAGAGUACUGGCUGAAAGGCACUACAUUUUGGAUGUAUUAUGUGGUAUGGUGAUCGGUAUCCAAGAAGGUUUACUAAUCUAUGUGCUGUGGCUGUCCCAGAGCACCUGUGCCUAUGUUAUAAGUUCCUUAUCUGAUGAGAAGAUUGAUGGAGGAGAAUAUCAUGUGUGAUUGUAUUUUAGUCCUACUUUUAAAUAAAAUCCCUUAGAUUUAUAAGUCUAUGAUCAAACCAAAUAAUCCAAGGCCAAGGCUAUUUAUAUGGCAACACUUUCCAUCAACUAUCAGUGUUUGCCACAAACAAUUAAUAUGUUGUUUUAAUUUUAAAAUUUAUUUAUGUAUUGUUUUAACAUGAAAUUCCUAUGAAUGAAUAAAGUCGAUUACUUAGAUUAUUUAUAAAUGUGUUUUUGCAUCUUUAUAUUACGUAAAAAAAUGUUAUUGUCAUAAUAUACAUACUUACCUACCUUAAUAUACAUAACACAUUUCGAUACCUGUGAUGAGGAUUUACCUACACAUUAUAAGUAGUAGAACUUAUUUUAUAAUAUCUGAUAAUCGUGUGUUUAAGUUAAAGGAGUGAGCUUAUAAUAUACAUAUUCAUGUAAUGAAUAAAUGUGAUUAGCUACUA
Messenger RNA from Spodoptera litura, 1301 nucleotides. Its product is annotated as polyisoprenoid diphosphate/phosphate phosphohydrolase PLPP6. Gene Ontology annotation, molecular function: sphingosine-1-phosphate phosphatase activity. The record is from RefSeq and is a predicted model, not a curated record. Lineage: Eukaryota; Metazoa; Arthropoda; Insecta; Lepidoptera; Noctuidae.